AAAUCUAGCAUCGAUGACAUUCGCCCUGAGAGUCCAGAAGGAGCAACUGAGCAAGGGCCCCCGAAUGGCGGCUAUGGUUGGGUGUGCGUCGCCUGUGUAGCCUUCAUCAAUGCGCACACAUGGGGUAUCAACAGUUCCUACGGAGUUUUCCUGGCUCAUUACCUCUCGACGAAUACUUUCAAAGGCGCGACCCCACUAGAGUUCGCGUUUGUUGGCGGCCUCUCCGUUUCGCAGGGUCUAUUGGUGGCGCCAAUCGCCACUCUUAUCACUCGAUGGUAUGGGACUCGUGUAACGCUGUUGCUUGGACUGUGCUUUGAGACUCUGGCCUUGAUUGGAGCUUCUUUUGCCCAUCAGAUUUGGCAUCUCUUCUUGAGCCAGGGAAUAUGUUUCGGAUGGGGCCUCGGAUUCCUGUUUGUGGGUUCUGUUGGGGUUGUGCCUCAAUGGUUUUCGACAAAACGUAGCUUGGCCAAUGGCCUCUCUACUGGCGGUAGUGGGUUGGGAGGCAUGGUAUACAGUUUGGCAUCCAACGCCAUGAUUCAACACCUUGGGGUGGGAUGGGCAUUGCGUAUUUUGGGCAUAUGCACAUUCACGGUGAACGUGGUUGCCACUGUACUUAUUCGCGACCGAAACCGACAGAUAGGGACGCAGCAGAGGGCAUUCGAUCUAUCACUUUUGAAGAGACCGGAAUUUAUUUUCCUUAACGGAUGGGGAUUCUUCAGCAUGCUGGGAUACAUUGCACUUCUUUUCUCAUUGCCGAGUUAUGCUUCGAGCAUAGGAUUGACUGCGCGUCAAGGUUCUACAAUUGGUGCAUUGCUCAACCUUGGGCAGGGACUCGGACGUCCGCUCGUCGGAUACUUUAGUGACGCCGCAGGUCGGAUCAACAUGGCGGGUUCCAUGACAUUCCUCUGCGGAUUGCUGUGCUUUGUCGUCUGGACUUUUGCCAAGACGUACGGUGUCUUAAUAUUCUUUGCAAUUAUCACUGGAGCCGUAUGUGGGACUUACUGGACGACGGUUGCACCUGUGACUGCUGAAGUCGUGGGUUUAAAAGAACUCCCACCGGCCUUAUCCAUGACCUGGAUCUUUAUCGCAUUUCCCACUACUUUCUCUGAAGUAAUUGGCCUCGAACUUCGUCAAGCACAUGGCAACAUCUUUUUGAGAGCUCAAAUUUUUGUGGCUGCCAUGUACGUGGCAGCGGCCCUCUGCAUGUGGUGUGUGCGAACCUGGAAAAUUGGAGAGCUGGAAGAGCACCCUCGC
Molecule: messenger RNA, 1254 nt
Organism: Xylona heveae TC161
Lineage: Eukaryota; Fungi; Ascomycota; Xylonomycetes; Xylonales; Xylonaceae
Product: MFS general substrate transporter
Exons: 4
Biological process (GO): transmembrane transport
Molecular function (GO): transmembrane transporter activity
Source: RefSeq, a predicted model, not a curated record